AUGGCGUGCGGCAACGGCAGGGUCACAAUCCAGCUGGUGGAUGAAGAUGCAGGGACGGGAGCCUGGGACCCACAGCCCUUUCGGGGCCAGAGCUACGACGCGAUCAGAGCAGCCUGCCUGGACUCAGGGAUCCUGUUCCGCGACCCCUACUUCCCCGCUGGACCUGAUGCCCUUGGCUAUGACCGGCUGGGGCCGGACUCAGAGAAGGCCAAAGGGGUGGAAUGGAAGAGGCCCAGAGAGUUUUGUGAUGAGCCCCAGUUCAUCUGCGAGGACAUGAGCCGGACCGACGUGUGUCAGGGGAGCCUGGGGAACUGCUGGUUCCUCGCGGCCGCCGCCUCGCUCACGCUGUACCCUCGGCUCCUGUACCGGGUGGUCCCCCCUGGACAGAGCUUCCGCGAUGGCUACGCAGGCAUCUUCCACUUCCAGCUCUGGCAGUUCGGCCGCUGGGUGGACGUCGUGGUGGACGACAGGUUGCCGGUGCGCGAGGGGAAGCUGAUGUUCGUGCGCUCGGAGCAGCGGCACGAGUUCUGGGCCCCGCUCCUGGAGAAGGCCUACGCCAAGCUCCACGGCUCCUACGAGGUCAUGCGAGGCGGCCACAUGAACGAGGCUUUUGUGGACUUCACGGGCGGCGUGGGCGAGGUGCUCUACCUGCGAGGCAACACGCCCGGCCUCUUCUCCGCCCUCCGCCACGCCCUGGCCAAGGAGUCCCUGGUGGGCGCCACUGCCCUGAGUGACCGGGGCGAGUACCGCACGGAGGAGGGGCUGGUGAAGGGACACGCGUAUUCGGUCACGGGCACGCACAAGGUGUCCCUGGGCUUCACCAAGGUGCGGCUGCUGCGGCUGCGGAAUCCAUGGGGCCGCGUGGAGUGGUCCGGGGCCUGGAGUGACAGCUGCCCACGCUGGGACGCGCUGCCCCCGGAGUGGCGAGAUGCCCUGCUGGUGAAGAAGGAGGACGGGGAGUUCUGGAUGGAGCUGCAGGAUUUCCUCCAGCACUUCAACACGGUCCAGAUCUGCUCCCUGAGCCCGGAGGUGCUGGGCCCCAGCCCGGCGGGGGGCGGCUGGCACAUCCACACCUUCCAGGGCCGCUGGGUGCGCGGCUUCAACUCCGGCGGGAGCCAGCCCAGCGCUGAAACCUUCUGGACCAAUCCCCAGUUCCGCCUUACGCUGCUGGAGCCAGACGAGGAGGAGGACGACGACGACGACGAUGAAGGGGGGCCCUGGGGAGGCUGGGGGGCAGCAGGGGCGAGGGGCCCUGCGAGGGGGGGUCGUACCCCCAAAUGCACAGUCCUCUUGUCGCUCAUCCAGCGUAACCGGCGGUGCCUGAGGGCCAAGGGCCUCACCUACCUCACUGUUGGCUUCCACGUGUUCCAGGUGAGGCCCGGGGAGGGGGCAGGGACGCGGGACUCGCCGCGCAGCCGCGAGCUCCUGUCCCGGCUGCUGCGCGCCGACCGCUCCGUCUUCUGCGCCCGCCGCGACGUGAGCCGCCGCUGUCGCCUGCGCCCCGGCCACUACCUGGUGGUGCCCAGCGCCUCCCGCGUCGGCGACGAGGCCGACUUCACGCUGCGCAUUUUUUCUGAGCGCAGCCACACGGCGGUGGAGAUCGAUGACGUGAUCAGCGCUGACCUGCAGACCCUCAUGGUCCCCUCCAAGCCCCUGGAGCUGGAGUUGGUGCGGCUGUUUCUGGAACUGGCUGGGGAGGAGGAAGAACUCAAUGCCUGUCAGCUCCAGACCCUACUGAGUAUUGCCCUGGAGCCAGCCCGAGCCAACACUAGGAACCCCGGGGAGAUCGGGCUCAGGACCUGUGAGCAGCUGCUGCAGUGUUUUGGGCACGGGCAGAGCCUGGCCCUGCACCACUUCCAGCGGCUCUGGGGCCACCUGCUGAUGUGGCAGGCCACAUUUGACAAGUUUGAUGAGGACACCUCUGGGACCAUGAAUUCCUAUGAGCUGCGGCUGGCACUGAACGCUGCAGGCUUCCACCUGAACAACCAGCUGACCCAGGCCCUCACCAGCCGUUACCGGGACAGCCGGCUGCGUGUAGACUUCGAGCGCUUCGUGUCUUGCGCGGCCCAGCUCACCUGCAUCUUCUGCCACUGCAGCCAGCACCUGCAUGGGGGUGAGGGGGUCGUCUGCUUGACCCACAGACAGUGGACAGAGGUGGCCACCUUCUCCUAGGACGUUUAGGCCAGUGCCUGCUGCCCAGCCGACUCACUGACCGGCCGCCUCUCUGUGCUCCGCUCUCCCUGGGUCAGCAGCGGCACUUCCUGUGCUGCCGCCGCCUGCGUUAGUCCCUGCUCCAUUUAGACCGGAGGGGCCCACGGCGCCUUUGAUUUUACACAGGGCGGGAGUGGGGUCUCCGGGCUCACACGGGCUCCCGAGGCAGAGAAUGGACGGCAGAGAAAGAGAGGACACUGUAGGGCUCCUUCUUAAAAAUAUUACAUGUUUUAUUAUCCUGUCCCCAGAAGGGUGGUUUAUCCAGAAACCGAGAAAAAAAAUCAAUCAGAAUAAACUCAGAAGUGGGGAGGGGGAGGCAAAACCAUCAACUACCAGGCAGCCAGGCCAGCAGCCCACCCCCACCUCAGGAGGUCCCGAGACCCUGCCCAACACACACGAGGACGACAACAGGAAGGGGCCGGGCGGGCAGUACAUCAGCUAUGUCUUCAUUAGGAGAGCAAGAGGCGGCAGAGAUAUGUUGCUAGGUGAAUAUAUAUUUAUAUAAUAAAUCCGUAAGUUAAUAAAGUAAAUAGUAAUCUUCUGAAAGUUUUUAAUUUUUGUAGUUUUUUAAAAUUUUUUUGUGGCUUUUUUGUUUUUGUUGUUGUUUUUUUGUAUUUUUGUUGUUUUGUUUUGGUCCUUAGAAAAUGAGACGGCAAGUCCAAACAAAGCAAGGCCAGGGCUGCCUGGGGCGAGGGCCCAACCUGCCUGCACACCUCCUCUGCGGCACUGGGGGUGCUGGGUGGUGCACCUCAGCUCCUGGCACUCACAGAUGCCACCGCCAGGGAGGCGGGGGAAGGGAGCGGGUUGGCCCAGUGGGUAGCUCUGGCGCCCUCUGCUGGACCCCUCGCAGGGCAGGGUGGUUCCUGGACAAGGCACAUGGGGCUUUGGCCUGGAUGUGGGAGGCCUGGAAGGGACCUCAAGGGCAAAGGGAAGGACCCGGGUGGAGGGGCAUCCCCAGGGCACAGAGGGGACUGCCUUCCUAUGGGGAUCCGCUGUCUCCACAUAGGUAAAAAAAAAAAAA
Chinchilla lanigera (long-tailed chinchilla) is the source of this 3232-nucleotide messenger RNA. It is a transcript of the gene Capn12, whose product is annotated as calpain 12. Gene Ontology annotation, molecular function: calcium-dependent cysteine-type endopeptidase activity; calcium ion binding. The transcript is spliced from 20 exons. Gene Ontology annotation, biological process: proteolysis. NCBI's taxonomy places the organism in Eukaryota, Metazoa, Chordata, Mammalia, Rodentia, Chinchillidae. Gene Ontology annotation, cellular component: cytoplasm. The coding region runs from base 1 to 2172 and encodes 723 amino acids. The record is from RefSeq and is a predicted model, not a curated record.